Diabrotica balteata is the source of this 1524-nucleotide messenger RNA. Lineage: Eukaryota; Metazoa; Arthropoda; Insecta; Coleoptera; Chrysomelidae. The record is from the annotation of a GenBank genome assembly.
AAUGAUCAAACAAAGUGUGGUUAAACAACGUUGUUAACUGAUAAAUAAGAAAAAUGAAGGUAGAGGAGGUGAAAAGUACUGUAAAAACCCAAAGAAUAAGUGCUCACAGUCAUAUUAAAGGUUUAGGUUUAGAUGAGGCAGGUUUUGCCAUUCCAUCAGCUGCCGGCUUGGUUGGACAAGAACAGGCAAGGGAGGCAGCCGGCAUAGUAGUGGACAUGAUAAAAAGUAAAAAAAUGGCUGGAAGGGCUGUGCUUCUAGCUGGUCCACCAGGUACUGGAAAAACAGCAAUUGCACUUGCAAUAGCCCAAGAGUUGGGAAAUAAAGUACCUUUUUGCCCAAUGGUAGGAUCUGAAGUGUACAGUUCUGAAAUAAAGAAGACUGAAGUUCUUAUGGAGAACUUUCGAAGAGCAAUUGGUUUGAGAAUUAGGGAAACCAAAGAAGUUUACGAGGGGGAAGUCAGUGAAUUGACACCAGUAGAAACAGAGAACCCUGCUGGAGGUUACGGAAAAACUGUAAGUCAUGUUAUCAUUGGUCUAAGAACUGCAAAGGGUAGUAAACAGCUCAAACUAGAUCCCAGUAUAUAUGAAGCUCUCCAAAAAGAGAAAGUUGAAGUUGGAGACGUCAUUUACAUUGAAGCCACAAGUGGUGCAGUUAAAAGACAAGGAAGAUCUGAUGCCUAUGCCACCGAAUUUGAUUUAGAAGCUGAAGAAUAUGUACCAUUACCAAAAGGAGAUGUACACAAAAAGAAGGAAGUUAUUCAGGACGUUACAUUACAUGAUCUAGAUGCCGCUAAUGCUAAACCUCAAGGUGGACAAGACGUUUUGUCAAUGAUGGGCCAACUUCUAAAACCAAAGAAAACAGAAAUCACAGAUAAACUUAGAAAGGAAAUCAAUAAAAUAGUAGAUAAAUAUAUUGAUCAAGGUAUUGCAGAAUUAGUUCCUGGUGUACUAUUUAUCGAUGAAGUACACAUGUUGGAUAUAGAAACGUUCACUUAUCUACACAGAGCUUUAGAAAGUGCCAUAGCUCCAAUUGUUAUUUUUGCAACGAAUAGAGGUCGUUGUCUGAUUAGAGGAACGGACGAUGUUUUUUCUCCACAUGGUAUUCCUUUAGAUCUGUUAGAUAGGCUGUUGAUUAUUCGGACAAUUCCUUACGGUAGAAGUGACAUGGAACAAAUAUUAAAGCUAAGGGCUACUACAGAAGGCUUAGAAAUUGAUCAUGAAGCAAUCACAUCGUUAGGUGAAAUUGGGGCAAAAGCAACUUUAAGAUAUGCAGUUCAGUUAUUAACGCCAGCACAUCUAACGGCAAAAAUUAACGGAAGAAACAAUAUACUUCAAAGUGACAUUGAAGAAGUUGGUUCCUUAUUCUUAGAUGCUAAAGCUUCAGCGAAAGUUUUAUCUGAAAAUAAAGAGAAGUUUAUGACUUAAUUGAUAAUAGCAAUAUUUUGUAACUAUCAAUUAUGUUUUUUCGAUUUUUUUUUACAUGCGUUAAUAUUUCAAGAAACUGUUAAUAAAGAUUUAACAAGAC